Messenger RNA from Mytilinidion resinicola, 4009 nucleotides. RefSeq names its product PIN domain-like protein. The transcript has a single exon. Gene Ontology annotation, molecular function: DNA endonuclease activity; single-stranded DNA binding. Gene Ontology annotation, biological process: nucleotide-excision repair. Bases 62 to 3838 code for a protein of 1258 amino acids. The record is from RefSeq and is a predicted model, not a curated record. Gene Ontology annotation, cellular component: nucleus. Lineage: Eukaryota; Fungi; Ascomycota; Dothideomycetes; Mytilinidiales; Mytilinidiaceae.
CCUCCAUCUACCAAACAUCGACAUCGCAUCUAUCCAUGGCCAAAAGGCCUAAUGAACUACCAUGGGUGUUACCGGCCUUUGGACUGUGCUCCAGCCCUGCGCUCGUCCCAUCAAGAUCGAAACGCUGAACAAAAAGCGCCUCGCUGUUGACGCCUCCAUCUGGAUCUACCAGUUCCUCAAAGCCGUGCGCGAUAAAGAGGGAAACGCUCUGCGAAAUAGUCACAUCGUUGGCUUCUUCCGCCGAAUAUGCAAACUGCUGUUCUUUGGCAUCAAGCCCGUCUUCGUUUUCGAUGGCGGCGCUCCUACGCUCAAGCGACAGACCAUCAAUAACCGGAAGCAGAGGCGGGAGGGCAGAAGGGAAGACGCUGUGAGGACUGCGUCGAAGCUUCUGGCCCUCCAAAUACAGAGGCUUGCUGAAGAGGAAGACCAGAAGAGGAAUAAUGCGCGCAAGCAUCCACAAGAAGAAGAGGAGACUCUUCCCGAUAACCUUGUCUAUGUCGAGGAAUUGGAGAUGACGCCUGAGCAGCGCCAGAAGAACCGAAAGUUUAAGAAGAAAGACCAAUACCACCUCCCCCAACUCGAUGUCUCCCUUGCGGAAAUGGGCGGACCGAACGAUCCCAGAAUUAUGUCGCUGGAAGAGUUGGAACAUUAUGCGCGGCAAUUCGAUACCGGCGAGGACAUCAACGUCUAUGACUUCUCGAAAAUCGAUUUCGACAGCCCUUUUUUCGUUAGUCUGCCCGCCGCGGACCGAUACAAUAUAUUGAAUGCUGCAAGGCUGAGGAGUCGGCUCAGGAUGGGGUACUCGAAAGAGCAGCUGGACAACAUGUUUCCCGAUCGCAUGGCAUUUUCGAAGUUCCAGAUUGAACGUGUGACGGAACGUAACGACCUUACACAACGCUUAAUGAAUAUCAACGGCAUGGCAGACGAUUCAAUGUUUGGUGUUAAUAGUGCAAACCGGGUUGCCGGAGAGAAGGGUCGGGAAUACGUGCUUGUCAAAAAUGACGGCGUCGAAGGUGGGUGGGCGUUAGGGGUGGUCACAAAUAAGGACGAGGGUGUGAGGAGCAAGCCCAUCGAUGUAGACAAAAUAUCAGAACCCGUCAAUGUAGACGAUGAUGAUUGGGAGUCCGAGGAAGAAUUCGAGGACGUUCCCAUCGAAGGUCUCAAUCGUUUGCCCAGACAGAAUCGCAUCCGUCCCGUAUCAGAGCAAAUGGAAAAUGUUACUCCACGCCGGCCAUAUUCUUCUGGUCAACAGGAUCCUUCCAAACGCCGCAAGCGUAAGCCCACUGCAAAGGAUUCACUGUUUGUUGCUGAAGACGUGGAAGACGAGGAAUGGGAAGAAGUUGAUAUUGGUCAAGGUGUUGACGACUUGUUUGAAGAAGCUCCCGCUGAGAAUGACGACGAGGAGCUCCAACUUGCGAUCGCAAUGUCCCUUGGCCAAGAUGAACCACAAGACACAAAUCCGGAGAAAGAUGAAGACGACGACUAUCUCGAGGUCUUCCAGCAGCAACGCGUGGAGGAGACUCAGCCGUUCUCCAAAGGUUCGGGGCUCGCGAUUGCGCGUACUGCCAAUAUGCGCAGCAGCAAACUCGCCCCGAAGGGUGCAGUGAGCGAUAGUGAAGAUGACGGUAUUGACUUCCAAGCUGCCCUCGCGGAAUCGAGGAAGUCCAAACGACCGCCCGCCGCUGUGAACCAACAGGCUAAGAGGGAUGCAAUUGCACCUCCUUUAGUAGCACAAUCAAGUCAAAGUAGUAAAGCGCCUGGCUUCGAUGGCCCACUUCCUUUUGAGAAGCUCAAUCUUGGUAGCUCGCUUCUGGGGAAGAAAAAGCUGAAGAAGCUGGAGGAAGCCAACGCAGGCGGAUUUGAGAAAGAUGUUGAACAGAAAGACAAAUCUGAGCCGCUUCCACCAUGGUUCUCUGGAGAUCUACAAGAAGAUAUGGCAGCCCAGAAAGAGAUAGAGAGGGAAGAGCGGCAGCGAGAUCAAAAGGUUCUGGAAGAGGAGUUCCAAUUUCAGCAGCCGCCGAGGUUGCGGAAACACGAUAUGCUUGAGGUGAUUGAUCUUGAAGAUUCUCAACCAAAGAGCCAGCAAGUUUUUGUAGUGGAGUCUUCUGAUGAUGAGAAAGAGGACGACAUCGAAAUGGAAGAUGUGGUCAUCCACAAUCCUCCGAUCCGCAUGGGCGAUCUGGCUGAGAAAGCGAGGGCAGAUCCACCUCCACCAUUGCCUGAAGGAAAAGAAAUUCCCAGCCAGCAAGCCCCCUUGCCUCCACAGCCUACGAACGGAGACCAGAAGGAGUCGGAAGAUGAGGCUAUAGAUUGGUCCGAAAGCGAAGGAGAGGGAAAUGGUAACAUUGAAAGUGGCCUUCCUCCGACUUCACACACGCCUGCAAACCCUGUAGCACAAGCAUCAAAAUCUCUGUCACCCGAGUUUGAAGAUGUGGCGAUCGAUGGCGUACCGGCUCCCUUCGAUUCAGGAGAACCUUCAUCAACCGCGAUUGAAGAAUCGGUUCCCGCCGUUGUUCCUGCUUCGGGUCUUGCAGACGACAACGCCCCAUUAGAAAUCCCCGACGACGACGACUCAAGCGUCUACUCCGACCCAGAAGACGCCGAACUCUUCGCCUCUCUAGCCCAAGAAGCCGAAGAACACGCCCGCUUUGCCUCCACCCUCAACAGCACCGCCGCUCCCAUCAACUUCGACCAAGAGCUCAAACAGCUCCGCUCACAGCAAAAGAAAGACCGCCGCGACGCCGACGAAGUUACCCAGACCAUGGUAGCUGAAUGCCAGCACCUCCUCACUCUCUUCGGCCUCCCCUACAUCACCGCCCCCAUGGAAGCAGAAGCGCAAUGCGCCGAGCUCGUCUCCCUCAGCCUCGUCGACGGCAUCGUUACGGACGACAGCGACACCUUCCUCUUCGGCGGCACCCGCGUAUACAAAAACAUGUUCAACGCGGCCAAGUUCGUCGAGUGCUACCUCCUCUCCGACCUGACCAACGAAUUCGCCCUCACGCGCGAGAAACUCAUCGCCAUCGCGCAGCUGCUGGGCUCUGACUACACGACGGGCAUCCAGGGCAUCGGUCCCGUCACCGCCCUCGAGAUCCUCAGCGAGUUCGACACCCUCGAGAACUUCAAGGAGUGGUGGUCCGGCGUCCAAACCGGCGUUAUUCCGAAGGAAGCGGAUAAGGGGAACCAGUGGCGCCGCCGAUUUCGCCGCACGAAUACCGCGAAGCUCUUCCUGCCGCCGGGCUUCCCGGACCCGCGCGUCGCGGAGGCGUACUUCAAACCGGCGGUCGACGAUGACCCGCAGGCGUUUCAGUGGGGUGUCCCGGACCUCGAUGCCCUGCGCUCGUUUUUGUCGAGCCAGAUUGGGUGGAGUGCGGAGCGCACGGAUGAGGUGCUUGUGCCUGUGAUUAGGGAUAUGAAUCGAAGGGAGAAGGAAGGGACACAGGCGAAUAUCACAAGGUUUUUUGAGGGGAGUGUGGGUGCUGGGGCGUUUGCGCCGAGAGUGCGGGAUGGGCCUGCUGGGAGGGGGAGUGGAAAGGGUGGGGCGGGGAAGAGGCUAGGGAGGGCGUUGGGAAAGUUGGCUGAGAGGGGAGGGAAGGGUGUGAGAGAGACAGAUGAUGCGGAUGGGCCUUCUCAAGAGGAUGUGAAUGCUGGCGAGGAAGAAGGGGAUACGGGUGGUCGGGCCAAGAGAAAGAAGGGCAAGGCGCCACCGCGGAAUAAUGAUACGGCAUCAAGUGGUCAAGAUGAUGACGACCUAUACGCUGAGCCUCCCAAAAAGGCUCGCAAGAGUACAAAUGGAGGAGCGAGAGGGAGAGCGAGAGGGAAGGGGAAAGGAAAAGCCUGAGCUUGUAAGUAAUGGGAAUCACGUAGCUGUUGUAGCCGUCAGAUACUUUCGACUGCUUGCUUGGUCAAAACUUCAUAAGUAGCACUAUCUAUAAUAAAGAGCAAUCAUCUCUUGAAAGCGCAAAUCGCCUCAUAUCUCGUAACUACGCAAGCUCUCCACGCCACAGACCUU